GAGUUCAAAGGCAAGUCAGAGGCAAUGCCUGAGCCCUGUUUUUUGGGUUCAGGUACUCUGUAUUCAUCACACAUUUCUUUUGGUGGGGUGAAAAGCGUGCCCAGUCUUACUUUAUCCUUAAGGACUCUCAGAGGGGCCAGACAGUUUCCCAUGGAAGACAGGUGGCAGCUUCCUUUGGGAUCUAGUUGCAGCCAAGCUUCUGAUUUGCCUGCUGAGCAUAACAGUUGGCAGCUGCUCUGGUGUGACAUCCCACAGACACUUCGUGUGUCUGACACCUCACCUGUGAGAAAAAAAGGUUGGCCUGGAGCACUCUGUAAAAUGUUAUGUUUUUCUAAAAAGGAAGAAGGAAAAUUAAAUACUUGUUGCAGCUUUUUUUUUUUUUUUUUUUUUUUUUUACUACAGAGAAAGGUAGUAAAUAACUAACAGAAGACAGUUGUUUCUAGUGCCUGUUUUUAGCUAAAAUAACGGGGGUUAAUUAUUAAACCUUUUACUUGGUCGCUCACUUGUGCUGCUGAUGCUUUAAUCCUGGGUCACACAAAGUUUAAGAGUGCUUUACAAGGGAGACUCACUUCUUUUUGCCUCAACCUUUCCAUGCUGACGGGAUGUUACGGGCUUUGCUGCUUAUAUUCUCUGUAGUUGCCAUUGCUCAUGCUGAGCUCUGCAAGCCAGAUGCACAGAAUGCUUUCAAAGUACGGAUUAGUAUCAAAACAGCUUUGGGAGAUAAUGCAUAUGUCUGGGAUGCUAAUGAAGAAUACCUCUUCAAAGCAAUGGUGGCUUUUGCAAUGAGAAGAUAUUCCAGCAAGAGCACAACUCAAAUUUCCAAUGUGCUGCUCUGCAAUGUGACAGACCGGGUGUCCUUUUGGUUUGUGGUCACAGAUUCUUCCAAAAAUGUGACAACUGUUCCUGGAAGUGAGGUAGAAGCAGCCAUCAGGAUGAACCGGAACAGAAUCAACAAUGCCUUCCUACUGAGUGACAAAACACUGCAGUUCCUGAAGAUAACCUCAACCUUAUCACCUCCUGUUGAACCCUCUACGCCUGUCUGGCUUAUUGUAUUUGGUGUUGUUCUUUGUCUCAUUGUGGCUGGGAUUGUUUUCCUCAUUAUUUCAGGGAUUCGGAAACACAAGAAAAAGAAUAAAGGAUCAACAGAGAGAGAAAAUUUCGAAGAGAAAGUGGAAGUGACACUAGAAAAUGGGAUUCCUUGUGAAGCACUGGAUAUAAAAGCAGGCCACGUUAAUGGAGUCUAUGCAGCAGAUGAUGAACGGUUCACAUCCCUAUGAAAUGCUGCCACUGCUCUGGUGGUUUUCUGAAAGACUCCUGUGCCUGCCUUCCCUCGUCACUACUCCUGAAUGUCAGACAUGAAGACAAGAAAAACGUCCUUUCACGUAAUUUCCCUUGAGAGAACCUUUUGCUGAUAACGCAUACACUUGAACUUCCACUACAGUUCUUUUUCACGAGCAACCCAAAGAAGAAGGCCUCAGAUAAUAUCCAGAAAAGAUUUCCAGAAGUGUGGCAGUUGGAACCUGCCUUGUGCCAGGCAUCUCAUUUUUAAUACAUCCAUUGCUUGUUUUUCUCUGACAUAAAUGUGAAACUGUAUUAUUCCUGAAUGUCACUGGGGAGAUAAUCUAUAAUUGUCAAUUCUUGAUGGGUUUUCUUUCAAGCCAUAUGCAAAAAUUCUCUGUAAACUUACUUCUGUUUGCUGCUAUGUAGUAUACCUUUGAAUGGAACAGUCAUAAGUGCAUGAAAGUUCUCAUUUAUUGAGAAACAAAAAAACAUCCACAGCCUCUGUAAGACCAGGUCAAAAUACCUGGAUCAUCUAUAGCUCUGGGGUUAGUAAAAAUCUGGUACUAGAAGCAUUUUUCAUUUAACUGUCAAAGUUACAGGUUUUGAGCUGGAAAUUAAAAGUUGCAAAACUCUGAAAUUUGUUGAAAUUAAAAGUUGCAACAAAGGGCAGAUUUUCCACAGGUGCAGUCAGUGUUUAGUGGCCCAGCUCUCAUUAAAUCAUAGAAUCACAGGCCAGCCUGGGUUGGAAGGGGUCUUAAGAUCAUCUAGUUCUCAACCCCCUGUCAAGGGCAGGGACACCUUCCACUAGACCAAGUUACUCAGAGCCCCAUCCAGUCCAGCCUUGAACAGUUUCAGGGAUGGGGCACCCACAGCUUCUCUGGGCACUCUGUUUCAGUGCCUCAACAACUGCACAGUAAAGGAUUUUUUCCAAAUAUCUAAACCUGCCCUCUUUCAAUUUGAAGCCGUUCCCCUUUAUCUGGUCACUACAUGCCCUUGUAAAUACUCUUUCACAGCUCUCUGGAAAAGUCUUGCUUACAGUUUUUAAUAAUAAAGCUAGAGUAGAUUUCCAGCAUAGGCAGCCUAGGGUCAGAUGAACCUUCAUGUUCAUGUGAUAGGUGGAUAACUUUUGAAAGGAUUUAAGGUGUGAAACACCAGCUUCUGGGUUUGGUGCACCUAACUUGGAUAAGGGAUAAAAUUCAGCCUAUCUUUAGAAGAACUGGUCCACAGAAAAGGGGAGUUCAGUGUGUGGGUAACUGUAAAAACAGAAUGGAAAUGUGUUGAAGCAAAAUAUGAUAUCUGCAGUCAUCAAGCAUCUGCCCACAUCACUGGAGGCAGGAUUUGACCAUUAUCCAUCCUGUUUCCAGUGUCAUGUUUAGAGGCAAUAUUAGCAAAGCUCUUUGCUUUUUAGGGUUAUUUCAUCAGGCUCCUCACCAACAGGAACAGGCUUAAACAGAGUAAAAUCUGCUGUAAAGGACCAUCCAGUGUCCUGAAGGAUACAAAGGAGUUCCCAGGGUGGAAAUCCUUCAGCCUUUUGGCUGUAUUGAGCACCUUUGACUUGUCUUAGUACUGGCUAUUAGGACCAGUGUCAGCAGAAAGGGAGGAAUGGGAAGGGGAAGGGGAAGGGGAAGGGGAAGGGGAAGGGGAAGGGGAAGGGGAAGGGGAAGGGAAAGCUGCAGGAUGAAAGGAGAAAGCUGGGCAGGGGAGGCAGGGGAAAGGAAGGCUAAAUACAAAAUAAAAUUCUGGAACCUACUAAUCAUUUGCAUCAUGUGGUCUCCUUUGUCACAGUUGUGUUUGAUGUCCUGCUUGUGGGUCCCUCCGGACAAGGACUGCAUCAUGUCUGUGUCGCAGUGUGGGCUGCUCCAUUCUGAAAAGGAUUAAUAAAAUUGGUUAUCAGUGAUAAUA
Molecule: messenger RNA, 3183 nt
Organism: Oenanthe melanoleuca
Lineage: Eukaryota; Metazoa; Chordata; Aves; Passeriformes; Muscicapidae
Gene: CLTRN
Product: collectrin, amino acid transport regulator
Exons: 6
Coding region: 603-1277 (224 amino acids)
Source: RefSeq, a predicted model, not a curated record